CUCUUUGAUCCUGUCAAAUACUUUACUUUUGAUGCUUUUGCCGAUGACUUGAUCUCUCUCUUGGAGGAGAUGAACUUGAAAUCUUCAGUUUUUGUUGGCCACUCCAUGUCUGGUAUGAUUGGAUGUAUUGCUUCCAUUAAGAGGCCAGAGCUCUUCAAGAGGCACAUACUUGUUGCAGCUUCACCCAGGUACAUAAAUUUGGAAGAUUAUGAAGGGGGAUUUGAAAGCUCAGAUGUUGAGCAACUCUUGUCAAGCAUUGAAUCCAACGUCCACCAAUGGGCUUCAAGCUUUGCUUCUCGUGUUGUUGAUCCAAAUGACCCUACCACUGUUGAUAAGUUCAAAAACUCAUUGCAAAGAAUGAGCCCUGAAGCUGCACUCUCCACAGCCAAACUCAUCUUCCACAGUGACAAAAGAGACAUGCUUGAAAAGGUUAUGAUCCCAUGCACCAUCAUCCAGAGCACCAAUGAUCUUGCCGUCCCCACCUCCGUCGGAUACUUCAUGCAAAAGAAGAUCAAGGCCAAAUCAACGGUGGAGAUCAUCGACACAAAUGGCCAUUUUCCUCAGCUAACUGCACAUCUUCAACUCCUGGAGGUGUUGGGUGGAGUUCUUGGUUUGAGCUUUGAUUUCGGUUAAGUAGAGAAGAGGGUG
Camellia sinensis is the source of this 648-nucleotide messenger RNA. The record is from RefSeq and is a predicted model, not a curated record. NCBI's taxonomy places the organism in Eukaryota, Viridiplantae, Streptophyta, Magnoliopsida, Ericales, Theaceae.